Messenger RNA from Liolophura sinensis, 2309 nucleotides. RefSeq lists its product as uncharacterized. The transcript is spliced from 4 exons. NCBI's taxonomy places the organism in Eukaryota, Metazoa, Mollusca, Polyplacophora, Chitonida, Chitonidae. The coding region runs from base 49 to 1767 and encodes 572 amino acids. The record is from RefSeq and is a predicted model, not a curated record.
AUGAUUUGACACAAUUCUCUUGAGAAAAAAAUCAAUGAAUCACGUGAUAUGCGAAACCCAGACUGCAUGUAUCUCUUAGUUUCAGAAGAAGUGUCCAUUGCCCAUUUCCAAGAUCCAAUCAGAGCUAAAGCAUCCAUUGGUACCAUUAUCCUGCCGUGUGAGUUUAGCACGGAAACGUUCGAGACUCCACAGAUCACGUGGUACCAAGAAAAAGCAGAAGAGAGGAGACUUAUCAUGCAGUAUGACAUUCACAACCGUUUGUCGUCUUACGGGGAGUUUAAAGACCGCGUGGCCCGAGGAUCUGGCGGCGCCCUGGUUCUGCUGAAGACGUUCAGACGGGAUUCCGGCAACUAUUCCUGUGAGGUGGAAGUGGAUAAUGAAAUCCCUAGCUGGGUGAAAACUACAGUUGUUCUGGAUAUCGAGAAGGAAUCCUCUGACGAUCCUUUAUUAUUUGGCACCAUCGGCAGAUUUGUUCUUCGUUCAAUUUUCUGGUUUGUCCCAGUAAUUUGCGGAGUUCUGCUAGGAAGAGGACAGCUGAGCCCCAGUAGAAUGUCCUGGUCUGGAAUGAGGGAUUCAAGAUGUACAGAACAGUUCAAAAAGGCACUUCUUCUCUUGGUAUCAGCACUUGCCAUGGGUUUCAUUUUCACAGGAGACGUGUUCUUGGAAAUUGCCGUAAAGAAUUCAAACAAUGCGAAGGUUUACAACUUCUAUUUCGUUGUGUCGCUGAUAACUGGCCUGUUUGGAGCCCUAGUUGUUGUCGUUAUUACCAUUGUGUGGCCGUGCUUGCCAAAGAAUUGCUGGUGGAAGAGAGAGAGCACGUCUAUUAAUGCCAUAUCCUACCAGACUUCUCAAGAUAAAGACGAAUCGGCUGUAAAAUUCAUCAAGAACACAGAGUUGUCUCCAGAGAAUACAUCUAAAACGGUGUCUGCAUCGAAUGUAAGGACAUUAAAAAACCCGGACGAAAAAAGAGUCAUCGGAAUGGCAUGGUUGUCCAAGGAUUACAUUGGUCUCAUGACGUCAUCAGCUUUGUUCAAAGUAAAUGUACAAAAUAGUGUCGAGGAAUACAAAAGGGUUCUGACAGUCGACUACAACGAUGAACUUUUGUGUGUUGGGACCUAUAGAAGUGGUUUGAUUAUGAGUGCCCGAAAACAUGACACAGACCCAGAAAAAGGUUAUUUUUUAAAACUGUCUGCAGAUAAAGAAACUUCCCAAAUUUUUCUACAAAUGCCUGGCAGUCCCAUCAUAUUAAAUUUGUGGGAGGCCCGCUGGGAUGGAUCGGUGUACGCCGCUUUGUCUAACCCUAAUCAGGUUAUCAUCAAACACUUGGAAAAGGACAAAGAAAACACAGAAAAAACAGUUUGGGAGGCUGUGUUAAGCAAGCCUGAAUGCAUUGUCCAGAACUCCCGGGGACAGUUUAUAGUGGCAGACUAUGCCAAAAGUGAUCUCUUUGUAUUUGAGGAGAAUGGGGACUUUCUAACUACUAUGAAGGUGUUCGUGCCAAAGGAUUACCAAUGCAAGCUGAAUGGCUGUAACAGAUUGGCUGUAGGUUCUGACGACAGAAUUUUUGCAUCCAGCCAUUGGUCAAGCGAUGUUCUUGUUUUCACCCGAGAUUUUAGGUUUGAGGGCCUUCUGGCAACAGACAAGCCGUCUAGUGGUGUCAUUUCUUGCCUACUCGUACAUAACAGUUUCCUGUAUGUUGCCUUUGAGGAAUGUAUCUGUGCUUACUCCUUACCAGAUAUUAUGCUGAAUAUGGAAGGCAAUGGUUGAUAACAUUUUGAGAACGACUACUUUUACAGAACAAAUAUCACCUAGAGUUUUGACAAGCUAUCAAAAUUAGUUUAGCAUAGUUAUACAUUACCCUUGUACACUCGUCAACAAAAUGUCAACAAGUGUAUGCAUGUGAAUUUAAGACUGUCCUGACUUGGAGGUAUAAAUAAACUUUACAACAAAUGUGCAGCACACCUGAGGUUUACGAAAUGCCAACAACGGAAGGCCUAUAUUGGAAAACGUUUGUAGAUUUUAGAGAUGUAAAAAUUUACUCACAUAUUAUACAUGUACUGUUUUACUAUUUUUACUGUGUUGUAUUGUGGUGCCGAUGAUUUUUUCUGAUGAUGUUUCCUGAUGAUUGGUUAUAGGCAGCCAUUGUGUUGUGUCGCUGAUAACUGGCCUCGGUGAAAACUUAGCCCUUCAUGUGCUAACCAUUUUGUGCUUAAUAUUGUCAUCUGUAUCUCUUAUGAAAAUGUGUUAAAAAUGUUAACGUUAAUGUUCAUUACAACAGUAUGUUCAUUCAAAUAUAGACUCUCCCCACU